UAAGCUACGACACGUUUGAUUCGAAAUCAAAUAAGUGGUCGAAUAAAGAGUCAAAGAUACGGCCAUUAAGUUGACUUCGUAAAAACGAUACUAGAGACAUUAGAAAGUUUGGUUAAAUUACACUUUUGUUAAAUUAUUUGGUUCCACGUUUGAUUAUGGAUAUUGUACUAUUAUAACCAAAAAAUAAAAAGUGAAGGAUAUAGUUUUUGUUUAGUUUACUGUAAAUAUAAAAAAGAAGCGAAAUCAAUUUUUUUGUAAUUAAAUAUUCCGAAUUACAAUAUGAGAAUCGCAGUUGAAGGAUGUGCUCAUGGUGAAUUGGAAAUUAUAUAUGACACUAUACAGGAGAUUGAAAGAGUCAAUGGAAAAAAAAUAGAUUUACUUGUAUGCUGUGGUGAUUUUCAAUCAACGAGGAAUUUAUGUGACUUAAAAUGUAUGGCAGUACCUGAUAAAUAUAAAGACAUGUGUACUUUUUACAAAUAUUACUCAGGAGAAAAAGUCGCUCCAUUAUUAACUAUUUUUAUUGGUGGUAAUCAUGAAGCUUCAAACUAUCUUCAAGAGUUACCAUAUGGUGGAUGGGUUGCUCCUAAUAUUUAUUAUCUUGGCUAUGCCAAUGUUAUACAAAUAGGUGGGAUUAGGAUUGCUGGAAUUUCUGGUAUUUAUAAGAGUCAAGAUUGGAUGCAAGGACAUCACGAAAAACCACCAUAUACAAAAAGCACAAUUCGCAGCGUUUAUCACAUUAGAAACAUAGAAGUAUUUCGAUUAAAACAGAUAUCUGGUAAAAUUGAUAUUUUUUUAUCUCAUGAUUGGCCAAAUGGAGUGACAAAAUAUGGAAAUGAGGAUAAGCUUCUAAAGGGCAAACCAUAUUUUAAGACUGAUAUUGAAAAUAACACACUUGGUAGUCCAGCAAACAUGGAACUUUUGAAAUACCACUAUCCAUCAUAUUGGUUUUCUGCACAUUUACAUUGUAAAUUUGCAGCACUUAUUCCUGAAAAAGAUGGUACAAGAGUAACUAAAUUUUUAGCAUUGGAUAAGUGUUUGCCAAAAAGGAAAUUUCUUCAAGUUGUAGAAAUAAACGAUAAUCCAAAUUUACCAUUAACUCUCAGCUAUGAUUUAGAGUGGUUAACAAUUCUUUAUUUAACAAAUCACCUGCUUAGUGUUAAAAAUGGCAUUCAUUACAUGCCUGGGCAAAAUGGCAAUGGUAGAUGGACGUACACACCAACUACCGAAGAAAAGGAGAAUAUAUUAAAGAAAUUUAAUUAUGAUUUAAAAGUACCAAUAAAUUUUGUACAAACGGUUAAACCUUAUGACCCAGAGUUAAUGGAUGACCAAAAUGAAAUACCAAAAUUAAUAAUAAAUAAUCAAACUACAAAAUUUUGUAAUACCUUGGGGAUAGAUGAUCCAUCAGUAUUAUUGCAAAUUAUAUUAAAUUUGAAGGAAAAAAAGGCAAAUGAAACAAUACUAGAAUCAACAUUAGAAAGUACAUUGGAAUCUAGUGAUAUCUCUAUCACAUACGAGGACGAUAGUGCAUGCGAGAAUAGCACAAAGAAUUCUAUAGAUAUGGUUGAUGAAAAUUUUAGUGAUGUACUACCAGUAGAAAGUAUAGAAUCUGAUAGCAAUAAUCACAUUACACAGGUAGAACCAAAUUGUAAAAAGUUUAAAAGAAGAAACUAUUCUAUAUAUUCUAAUACUCUUUAAAUGCAAGUGAAAUUUUCUUUAAAAAGACAAAAGUACAUCAGUGUAAAACCUUAUAGCCUUCCUAUUCCAAAUCUCCACACAUUACAUGUUUCUAUAAAUGAACUCUUUAAAGUAUCGUAUAUAUACAUCAUGAAAAUAUAUAUAAAACAAAGUGAUAUAAUAUCUUGAUUAGUGAAGAUCAAUGAUCGAUUCAUAAAUGCACGAAUUAUAUAUAUAAUUUCAAUUAUAUCUGAUUUACAAAUCAUUGAAAUUACAUUACAUUAUAACAUUUCAUUGUAUAUUACACAAUUUUAUAUAU
Molecule: messenger RNA, 1993 nt
Organism: Vespa crabro (European hornet)
Lineage: Eukaryota; Metazoa; Arthropoda; Insecta; Hymenoptera; Vespidae
Gene: ldbr
Product: lariat debranching enzyme
Exons: 6
Coding region: 280-1695 (471 amino acids)
Biological process (GO): mRNA splicing, via spliceosome
Cellular component (GO): nucleus
Molecular function (GO): RNA lariat debranching enzyme activity
Source: RefSeq, a predicted model, not a curated record